GGGUGGCGGCAGGCGCCGUGUCAUGGAGGCGCCCCGGGUGCCGCGGGGACCUCACUUGCCUGCACCGGCGAUUCCGGAGGAGCGGCGCGAGCGGCGGCCGCGGAGGAGAGCCGAGGAGGCGCAAGAGGAGGCAGUCUUUCGGGACGUGGUCCGUUUUGCCCCGGACCCUUUGCCAGUCAGGUACUAUGACCAGGACACCACCGCGCCCAUCAGCUUUUACCUGUCGUCCCUGGAGGAGCUCCUGGCGUGGACGCCCGGCGCGGGGGACGGCUUCAACGCGGCCCUGGUGCCCGUCCAGGGCCGGCAGCCCCCUCUGAGCAGCCGGCGGCCCCGCACCUUGCUCUGCCAUGACAUGAUGGGCGGGUACCUGGAGGACAGGUUCAUCCAGGGCUCCGCGGCCCAGAGCCCCUACACCUUCUACCACUGGCAGUACAUCGACAUCUUCGUGUACUUCAGCCAUCACCUGGUCACCGUCCCCCCGGUGGGCUGGACCAACGCCGCGCACAGGCACGGGGUCCGGGUGCUGGGCACUUUCAUCACCGAGUGGAAGGAGGGGGGGCAGCUGUGCGAGGCCUUCCUGGCCGGCGGUGACCGCUCGUACCAGGCGGUGGCGGACCGGCUGGUGCUGCUGGCCCAGUUUCUGCGCUUCGACGGCUGGCUGAUCAACAUCGAGAACUCCCUGAGCCCGGCCGCCGUGGGGAACACGCCCCGCUUCCUGCGGUACCUGACCACUCAGCUCCACCAGCAGGUCCCGGGCGGCCUGGUGCUCUGGUACGACAGCGUGGUGAGCAGCGGGCAGCUCAAGUGGCAGGACGAGCUGAACGAGCACAACAGGGUGUUCUUCGACUCCUGUGACGGCAUCUUCACCAACUACAACUGGGGGGAGGAGCACCUGGAGCGCAUGCGGGGCCCGGCCGGGGAGCGCCUGGCCGACGUCUACGUGGGAGUGGACGUGUUCGCCCGGGGGAACGUCGUGGGCGGCCGGUUUGACACCAACAAGUCGCUGGAGCUGAUCCGGAAGCACGGGCUCUCGGCGGCCCUGUUCGCGCCCGGCUGGGUGUACGAGUGUUUGGAGAAGACGGAGUUCUUCCAGAACCAGGACAAGUUCUGGAGUUUGCUGACGCGGUACCUGCCCACCCACAGCAUCUGCUCCCUGCCCUUCGUCACCUCCUUCUGUCUGGGCCUGGGCACCCGCAGGGUCUGCUACGGCCAGGAGGAGGCGGUGGGGCCCUGGUACCACCCGGGCGCCCAGGAGCCGCAGCCCCUGUUUGGGGAGCACAGGCUGGAGGGGCCGGGGCGGGGCUGGGUGAAGACGCACAGCUGCCUGGCCGACGCCUGGAACGGGGGCAGCUCCCUGCUCGUCCGGGGCACGAUCCCGCCCGAGGUGGGGCACGUGGCUGUGAGGCUGUUCUCCCUGCAGGUCCCGGUGCCCCCCAAGCUCUUCCUGUCCCUGGUGUAUAAGCUGGAGGGGACGACGAAGGUCAGGGUGGCUCUGGAGCUCACCACAGGGGACGCGGGCAGCUGCCACGUCGGUGGCAUCUCGGCGUUGAAUGCAGAAACGAGCGCCAGGCACAGACCCCGGCCCCUCCGGGUGCCCCCCACCAAGCUGGCCAGGUGGGCGGCCCGCUGUGGCCAGCAGCUCGGCGGGGGCUGGGUCCAGCGCUGCUACGAGCUGAGCCUGCGCGGCUGCCUCCUGCAGGACCUCUUCGUGAGCUUCUCGCGGGCUCCGGGCGGCCGGGAGGAGGAGGAGUUCACCUGUCGCCUCGGAGAGAUCCAGGUGGUGGACGCCGACAGCCUGCUGAGCCCUCUGCCCCAGGUGCAGGCCAUCUCCGUGUCCAGGAUCGGCUGGCAGCGGGCGGCCCCCCCGGAAGGCGGGGGCCCCCCAGCUGGGCUCCGGCUCAGCUGUACCCUGCACUGGUCCUACCCUCUGCCCCACGCCCGCUGCUUCCGGAUCCACUGUCGCCCAGGGACAGGGGGUGGUCCCCCCGGCACGGGGCCCCCGGGGCCGGAGAAGCCCGCGCUCCUGGGCCUGGCUUUUGCCAACCAGUACCGCGUCGUGGACCUGGCGGUGGCUGAGGCCCGGCCCGGCCAGGACGGCCGCGUGGAGUUCCUGGUGGAGCCGGUUCCCAGGGAGGGGUUCCUGGUGCCGCAGGCCGAGUGGGGCCGGGCGGCCCUGCUGUACGCCAUGCCCAGCACGUGAGCGGACACAGACGCCGGCGCCGGCCCCGCCGCACGGCCGGGGCUCCUUGCACGCGGGGCGUGGACUGUGCAGACAGCGGCGAGGACGUGGGGCCGUGUCCUUCCUGGUGGGGCCUUGGUGACAGGAGCACCGAGGAGGCGGUGUGCUGGGCGCUGAUUCCCUAGGGUGCCCGGGCCCCCGGCUUUGUCCAGUCCCUCUCUGCAGUGCACAGUUCCCGGGGAAAUGGGAGGAUCUGGGAAAGUCGAGUCCAGACAACUCCAUAAAGCGCGUUUCCUAACUGG
Molecule: messenger RNA, 2481 nt
Organism: Eptesicus fuscus (big brown bat)
Lineage: Eukaryota; Metazoa; Chordata; Mammalia; Chiroptera; Vespertilionidae
Gene: ENGASE
Product: endo-beta-N-acetylglucosaminidase
Exons: 14
Coding region: 23-2200 (725 amino acids)
Biological process (GO): protein deglycosylation
Cellular component (GO): cytoplasm
Molecular function (GO): mannosyl-glycoprotein endo-beta-N-acetylglucosaminidase activity
Source: RefSeq, a predicted model, not a curated record